Hyla sarda is the source of this 3054-nucleotide messenger RNA. It is a transcript of the gene FBXO33, whose product is annotated as F-box protein 33. The transcript has 4 exons. The coding region runs from base 823 to 2316 and encodes 497 amino acids. Gene Ontology annotation, cellular component: SCF ubiquitin ligase complex. The record is from RefSeq and is a predicted model, not a curated record. Gene Ontology annotation, molecular function: protein binding. Gene Ontology annotation, biological process: SCF-dependent proteasomal ubiquitin-dependent protein catabolic process; positive regulation of protein ubiquitination. NCBI's taxonomy places the organism in Eukaryota, Metazoa, Chordata, Amphibia, Anura, Hylidae.
UUAACAAGUAUAAUUCGCUUUAGAACAGUUUGAAUUAUUCCCAACGUUUAAUUCCUAACGGUCGCAGAACACACGCGGCCGGCAUCAAAAUAACCGCAACCUCACUCCCAGGCUAUACCACGGCCAUAUGGGGGAGGGGGGAGCCCAGCCGUCACACCCCCUUCUGCCGCCUCCAGCGAACUGAAGAAACCUGCUUUAUUUACCUCAUCUAUAAACACUAACUGACCCUCACCCCCUCUCAGCUCUGCAGGAUGGUACAGUCUGGAAACGCAGUUCCAUAGCUUAGAUUGGAACCUACCAUCUCAUCGCAUAGGGUAGUCGCGAUGAGAUGGUAGCUUCCAAUAAAAGAAAAAGAACGCCCAAUUGUAAGUGGUCUUUUAUUUAUUUUCCAGGAAAGAGAAUUUACGCUGUUACCGAACAUCUUCUGCCAGUUGGACAUAGAAGAAAGAUGACAGAAUUACGAGUACUUUAUGCACCCUAUUGUGUGAAGAGAGUGGUACGGUCUACGUGCGCAGUAGGUUACAGUGGACUAUACCAAAUAACGAAAAAGGGGGUAUUUUGUCAGUGAGGAAUGACGAGUGAGAGCGCUAGCGUUCACGCCGCCGUCCUUUUGGUGGAUUCGCUCUCUUUUCCUGUUAUUGACCUGUUCCCCCCUCACAGUUGUGUGCAGUAGAGAAGUCCCGUCCCCCCUCCGGGCUCGGCGCAGGUGGUAGAGUCUGCGGCACAGCGUGAGGCAGCCUUUCCCGUCACCUCCGCUUGUUGUUCCCCGGGGUCCGGAGCGGACACUCGGCCACAGUCGGUGCUCGCUUCCCGGUGUCUCCCAUGGCUCUGUGCGGGGAUGUGGGAGCCUCGUCCCUCCCCAGCGAGCUGGUCGUGCACAUCUUCUCGUUCCUCCCGGCCCCGGACCGGUUGCGGGCCUCGGCUGCCUGCUCGCACUGGCGGGAGUGUCUCUUCUACCCCGCGCUGUGGCCGGAGCUGCGGCUGAGCCUGCGGGUGUCCCUGGCCGAGCGGCCGCGCCUCGAGUUCCUGAUGCGGAAGUGCGGCUGCUUCGUGCGGGAGCUGCGGGUGGAGUUCGCGGCCGAGAAUUAUCUGUCCGGAUCGGCCGAGGCCGGCGGCUCCUCUCCCCCCUCCUGCUCCGCGCAGGACACCGGGGACGGGGACGGACAACCCUCGGGGAGGUGGCUGGAGGUGCUGAGGACCUACCUGGAGCUGGUGCUGUGUGUGCUGAGCAGUAUCCGGGGCAACCGGAAUCUUCAGAAGUUGAGUCUCUUCGGGGACAUCAGUAUUUUGCAGCAGAACGGCUCCAUAACAAGUACUUACCUAAAUAAGGUGGAUCCGGGCGGCAAAAAGAUGCAGCAGAUUCAGCAGUUGUUCGACGAGAUCCUGGCGAACAGCCGGCAGCUGAGGUGGCUUUCCUGCGGAUUUAUGCUGGAGAUCGUGACGCCAACCUCGCUGGCGUCCUUGUCUAAUCCGGUGGCCGGCACCAUAGAGCACCUGAGCUUACUGGACAACCACACCUCGGCCAACACCACCCUGGUGACGGCCAUCGAACUCGAGCGCUUUGUCAACCUUCGCUCUCUGGCCCUGGACUUCUGCGACUUUACGGCAGAAAUGACGCGAGUGUUGGCGAACAAUACCCACGUGCCUUUGCAUCGACUCUCGCUCCUGGUCCAUAACACUUCGCUCAAGAGCCGGACCCUGGACAAGAUGCCGGAGGACGAGGACUGGAUCGCCUUGACGCGGAACAGCGCCAACCUGCGCGUGUAUAUGAUGGCGUUCGACGUGAAGAGCGAUGACAUGUUGAGAAUACUGAAGCCCAGCAUACCGCUGGAGAGGAUUCACUUCGACAGCUACAUCACGUGCGUGUCCGGGGCGGUGGUGGACCUCAUCUCCCGGCAGUACGACACAUUCCUCACACACUUCAUCCUCAUGAACGACGUCAACGACAUGUCCGGGUUCCCCGACCUCAGUGACAAUAGGAACGAAGACCCUCUGGUUCUCUUGGCGUGGAGGUGCAUGAGGCUGUCCCUGCUGGCUAUCCAUGGUUACACCGUCUGGGCCCACAACCUGAUAGCGAUCGCCCGCCUCCGAGGGCCGGACCUGAAGGUCCUGGAGGUGACGGAAGAAAGCAUAGACUUUGACCAAAGCGAGCUGGAAGACCAAGACGUGGACCCAGUGCACAACCUCAUAGAGCAGGUGUCCAUCGGCCUGGCCCGGCCCUGGCGCGCCGUCAUGGACAUCGAAUUGCUCAGCGUCUUCACCGAGCCCACUCGCCACUUUUACCGAGAGAUGCAAAACUUCAGCGAAGGCAUUUGAAGAGGAGAAAAAAAAAAUUUGUUUUUUUUUUUUUAUUUUAAUUUUAAAAUCCAUAACAAUUUUUUUUUUUCCUUCCUCUCCUCCCCCUUUUGUGGUUACAAUAUGCAAAUAGGGUCUUAUCAUGUUUCCUCGGUAGAGUGAGUUAACUCUUUGUGCUGUGUUUAAUCAGUAUUAGCGCUAUAGAUAUAUAUAGGAAAAAAUAAUAAUUUGUACGUGUGUUAUCUACUUAUCAGACUAAAGCAGUGUUUCCCCAAUCGGGGGGCCUCCAGCUGUUGCAAAACUACAACACCCAGCAUGCCCGGACAGCCUUCGGCUGUCCGGGCAAGCUGGGUUGUUGUAGUUUUGCAACCGGGUUGGGAAACACUAAGGGAACGUCGGGUCUUGGUUCAGAAGCUGAAGGUGACGCCGUUCAGGGUCUUUUUUUUUUAUUUUUAUAUUUUUUUGCUUUUUUCACGGUUUUUCAGCGGUUCUCUAGGACACUGGAGCUCGGCAGGUCAUGGGCAGACAGUAGAGAAUUAUUCCCUCUCCUGCGUCGCCAUCUGGCGCGGCUUACGGCGAACGAAAGAGCACUUACUUACGGCGGAAACCUUUUGUGCAGACCGGUGUCUUUAUAUACAAUGAUUCAUUUUUUUUACUUUAAAAUUUUUUUUUAUUUUUUAUUUUUUAUUUUUGGUUUUUUUUUUAGUUAUCCCCCCUCCUUCCAUGUAGAUGGAAUUUGCCUUUUGCAUUUACGGGGUA